Molecule: messenger RNA, 1679 nt
Organism: Phialemonium atrogriseum
Lineage: Eukaryota; Fungi; Ascomycota; Sordariomycetes; Cephalothecales; Cephalothecaceae
Exons: 1
Coding region: 186-1298 (370 amino acids)
Source: RefSeq, a predicted model, not a curated record
GGUCCAUUGUUGAUAUUCACACAAACAUAAAAUAUCGCCUCCUUGACUCUACAUACAAGACUUCUUUACCACCGGUGCUGGUGUUGCUGGAGCAACUUCCAGAGUCAUCCGCAGCCCACCUUCGGCCUUGAUCACCACCAACCUUCUUUCACGGCGCACAUAUUCUCACAGUUCCAUGGCCCGCCAUGUGUAUCUUCCAUCCACCAGUCUGUCUUGUUUGUGACUGGCGUGAGGGAUUCCUCUUUGUGCCAUGCGAGGAAUUCAUGUCGCAAACCUUGCAGGAUCACCCGAACCUAGAUCGCCACAUCCCACCCGGCACUCACUUCCACUGUCCCGAGCUCAGAUGGCCCGCGUUUGGGGGUAUGAAGAUCCACGUUUGCGACCAUUGCAUGUACGAGAUGAGCUAUCUCCGCACCAGCCAGAACGGGCACUUUUUCAACUUGGUCCUGAAGGAGGUCCACAGACGAGUUAAAACGCGAGGCGAGGCAAAGAAGACAAAUACCCCUUAUAUCCACCGGUCGCUACACGAGGACUUCUCCCAGUCCAAUCUACACCACGACCCCGACUUCAUGUUUCCGGCUGAGGAUGGUAUUCCGAAUUUCUGGACGGCCCUGAUGCGCAAGAACGGCUACAAGAACAUUUUGGCCUCCUUAAAAGCCCAGAUCUAUCUGACUGAACUUGAGGAGCACGCCAGACAUGACUACUGGGAGGUCCGAGCAGACCAGGCUGACAGCUCCUGGCUCACCGUGUGGAUUCCUCUCUGCAACAUCUGCAACGAAAAUGCCACCAGCAUCGACGAAGAAGACGAUAUCGACCAGGAGAUCGAGUUUGAGCCCAACGCCUCAGCCUGGAAGACCAUCCAGAUGAUCGACCCUGAUCUGGCCGAAAAUGGUUACUGGUUCCGUAUCAGCACUGGAGAUAUCAUCAAGCCAUGCGUCACUUGCCGAAACAAGGAGGAGAAGUUCAGAGACGAUGUCAUCGACAUGUUGGAGAUCACCGAGAGUUGUGAAUGGGUUCAGUCACUCAUGCUGUGGCUGAAGCAGCGUCCGAACAAGGCCAACAUCUGCUGGAACAGCGGCUGGUGUGAGGGGGCUCAGGACCCAUCUGCCUCUCGGGGCCUCAUCUCCAAACUUCUCCGAAAGCAGCUGAUUCAGGAGGCCGAGGCUAUCAUGGAUGCGAAAUGGGAGGAGAUGACAACCACGCCGUGGGAUAAUUUCGACCUCAACCCUGGAUGUGUGCAUCACUACCAGAAACACCACGGCAUACCUCCCCACACAAAACCCUCCGGGCAGGCCUGACCGCCACUGCCUCUCGUUGAGAUUGAGGACAGAGGGCAUACCGGAUCCGACUUCGACCGAAGCCACCUCACGAUGGACCUGUUCCCCGGCAACCUGCCUUUUUUUUUGUUCUUUCUUCUCGCCCGCCACAUGUUUUGGGCUGCUUUACCAACGUCUACCCAUGUUCCCACCGAAUAUCUCUGGAGUCUGGUCAUGGCAUUUGCCUCGGACCCGAGAAUUCGAAGGAAGGGAUCUGAUUCAGGACUUUGUUGAAUUGUACAGAGUUACAAAAAAGGGAUUACGAGUCAUAAUUGCUUGAUUUAAAAAGGCAGAUGGUCUCAAUAGUACCAUAGGGCACAGUGAUAAAGGAGAAAAAGAGAACAGGUACAUACCUCAUCUUCA